Molecule: messenger RNA, 291 nt
Organism: Ogataea angusta
Lineage: Eukaryota; Fungi; Ascomycota; Pichiomycetes; Pichiales; Pichiaceae
Exons: 1
Coding region: 1-291 (96 amino acids)
Source: RefSeq, a predicted model, not a curated record
AUGCCUUCUUCAGGGCCGCCCCGAUUAUCGAAAGCGCACAAGCAGCGGCUGAUUCAGCGGUUCAGACGAGAGACCGCGCGCAGAGAACAGCUUCUGCGACAGGCGGGCGACAAACAGGCCGAGGAAAUCAGCCUCAAGGUGAAAAACAGACUGAACAAGAUCCUGCGCAAGUUCUGGGAUAUCAAGAUUCGAGACAUCCUGGAGCUCGAACGCGAGAUGCCGUUGGACCAACUGACCCUGCUCAAAGUGCUGCGACAGCUCGAAACUCCGACAUCCACACCCGCUGUAUAA